This is a messenger RNA of Ylistrum balloti, 1602 nucleotides long. Its product is annotated as flavin-containing monooxygenase 5-like. Gene Ontology annotation, molecular function: N,N-dimethylaniline monooxygenase activity; NADP binding; flavin adenine dinucleotide binding. The record is from RefSeq and is a predicted model, not a curated record. Lineage: Eukaryota; Metazoa; Mollusca; Bivalvia; Pectinida; Pectinidae. Bases 1 to 1602 code for a protein of 533 amino acids. The transcript is spliced from 6 exons.
AUGAGGACUGUUGCUGUGAUAGGGGCCGGGGCCAGCGGCAUCACGGCAAUCAAAUGCGCUCUAGAUGAGGGACUGGAACCUACAUGCUUCGAAAGAACGGACGACAUUGGUGGAUUAUGGAACUACACGGAGGCUGUGAGGUCAGGUCAGGCAUGCGUGAUGAAAUCAACGGUUAUCAACACUAGCAAAGAGAUGAUGUCUUACAGCGACUUCCCCAUCCCAAAGGAAUACCCCAUGUUCCUCCAUAACACUCACGUCAAAAGCUACUUUGAUGAAUAUGUGGAACACUUUAAUAUAAAGAAAUAUAUAAGGUUCCAAACAGAGGUGUUGAUGGUCAAACCUACGUCCGACUUUUAUAAGACCGGACAGUGGUCUAUAAAAGUAAAGGACAUGGCUUCAGGUAAAGAGGAAGAGACAGUCUUCGACGCCGUCCUUGUUUGCACAGGUCACCAUGCCCACGAGAACAUGCCUAAUUUUCCUGGUCUGAAGGAGUUCCAGGGCACUGCCAUCCACUCGCAUACUUACAAGAGCAGUCAGGGAUACGAGGGAAAGUCCGUCGUGGUGGUAGGCAUCGGCAACUCUGGUGGGGACGCCGCUGUGGAGCUCAGUCGUGUAGCAUCCCAGUUGUACCUAUCUACCAGAAGAGGAAGCUGGGUGUUUUCACGUAUGGGCGGGUCCGGCAUGCCAGUAGACAUGAUAGUCGUACAGAGAUGGUUGGAUGUUGUCAUUAACCUGCUUCCCGUCAGUGUUGUCACGUGGAUGAUGAAAACAUGGCUAAACAAACGCAUUGAUCACAAAUCCUACGGCCUUGAGCCUGAUCACAGCCCUUUGGCCCAACAUCCAACGGCAAAUGAUGAACUUCCAAACCGUCUAUCGUGUGGGUCAAUCAUCAUUAAACCUAACAUCAAACGCUUUACGCGCACCGGCGUUAUAUUUGAAGACGACAGUCACGUGGAUAACCUUGAUCACGUCAUACUCGCCACGGGCUAUGUGUUUGGAUUUCCUUUCAUUCAUAAAUCCGUACUGGAUGUAAAGGAUAACCAGAUCCAAAUGUACAAAUACAUGUUUCCUCCCGAUCAGGUCAGACACACGCUAGCUGUGAUAGGCUGCUUCCAACCUAUUGGAGCCCUCAUGCCAAUCUCAGAAAUGCAGUGUCGACUAGCCACACGUGUUUUCAAGGGCGAUGUCACGUUGCCUCCUAAGGAAGAAAUGUGGGAUGAAAUCAAGAUGAAGAGGGACAUGAUGGCAUCUCGUUAUGUUAAGUCAGCCCGCCACACAAUACAAGUGGAUUUCAUCAACUACAUGGAUCAGUUGGCCACUCUCAACGGCAACCGACCAAACUUUCUUAAAUUGAUGUUGACCGAUCCCGUUUUGGCGUUCAAGUGUUUUUUUGGCCCAUGCUCACCCUACCAGUACCGUCUUCAGGGUUCUAGAACCUGGCCUGGAGCUCGCAAAGCCAUCUUGUCCCAAUGGGACAACGCCGUAUCCGCUCUCCGCACACGGGCAAUGGGGGGCAAGCAAAACGAGACCGGAGUCAUGAUGUACCUUGUUCUCAUUGCAGUGUUGAUAAUAGCAUACCUGUAUCGUUUUUUUCUGAUGUGA